UUUUCUUUCUUUUUUUUUUUUUUCUUCUUUUUCUAUAUUAUUACCCCAGAUUUUUUUUUUUUAAUAACAAUGAAUGAUAUGGAUAUGGAUGAUAUGCCUUCUAUGGAGAAACCUCAAGAACAACCAGUUAAAAUACGAAAGAAACCUGGACGUAAACCUAAUCCUGCAUCACCAGCGUUACGGAAAGCUCAAAAUAGGGCAGCUCAACGUGCAUUUCGUGAACGAAAAGAACGACAUAUGCGAGAAUUGGAAGUCGCCAUCAAGCAAAUUAGAGAACAACGAGAUAAAUUAUUCUUAGAAAAUGAACAACUUCGAGCUGAUGCUGAAAUUAAUCGAUCUGAAAACUGGUAUCUCAAGGGUAUUGUUUUAACUUUACAAUUGGUUUGCUAUCAACAUAACUUGGCUAUUCCUCAACAUGGUCCUUUUGUCAAUGAUCAAGCUCUCUCUGUUAUGGCUCAAUCUACUCCUGGACCUAUUGCUGCUUACCUCAAUGUGAAUGCCAAUAGCAAGAUACCUACUCCUACUCAACUAUCUGGUUAUCAACACUCUAUUAAGCAACGUGAUCGUUAUUUAUCUGUGGGUUCCAUUGUCGUCACAAAGGAUGAUGUCUGUCAACAACAAUUUUCUUCUAUACAUACCUCUCCUCCUCCUCCUCCUCAACAACAACAACAACAACAAUCUCAAAUUGGUUUCACUUCUCAUCCAUUAUCACCUGACUCUUGUCAAGAUAUCAAUGUUCAUCCAUCCACUUCUGAAAAGGACGAAGAUGAAGAUAUUACCAUGCCAGAUUUAUCACCAGUAGAACAACCUCUCAUGGAUUCUAUGUCAACUGCCUCUAUACCACGUGGUCUUCAGAAUGAACCGAUCACUUCCAAUCUCGCUGCUAUUCAAACUCUUCGGUUACGUUUACGACUACAAUCUGCAUGUGCCCGUAUGGAUUCUGUUCCUUUUAGCAUUCAACCAUCUAUUCUUCAGUUGACUAUUCCACAUGAUCCAAGAAUUGAUCUUAUUCCUACUCCACAUAUGCGUGACCGCAUGAUCCUCUUUCGUGAACAAUUUGAUUUGGAUGAUUGCUUCAAGUGUUUAUUAAGUGGGUCUGUCUUUCAUGGUGGUGAUCCUGCUAUUGCUGCUAAUUGGCAACUACCCAAGGUGUUUUUUGAAAAAUACUGGUUUUUGACUAUUGAUUAUACAUUACGCCGUACUACUAAUAGAUGGAGACGUUUACAAGGAUUGAAUGAUUUGGAAUCUGAUUUGGAAAAACAAGAUACGAUAGAUAAAAAAGACAACAAACAAGAAGACAAAACAUCAUCAAUGAAUAGUAUGGAUACAGCCGCUUUAGCUGGUAUUCCUCCAUUGGAAAAUCAACAAUCAUUAAAUUUCACUGGUUUAUCAUCAUCCAUAGAACCUAGUUUUGGUCUUGCUGAUUUAUCAUCCUAUCUUGGAGUGGAAUUCAGUAAAUUGGAGCAGAUACGGCAACAAGAACAAAGGAAUUCUCAAGAUAAUAAUAGUCAGCCUUCUUCUUUAGACAUACCCACUUCACCAUUACAACAUCCAUUAUCACAACUCAACGAAGACGACUCUUUCGAACCUGUCAGAUUGACCAAUGGAUACUUAUUACCCCAAAAACCCAAAAGCCCUGUUGUCAAUCCAACCAUGACUCAUCACCCUGGAUCAGUCUCAUCAACAGCAUUACAACAAGAUCAACAAGAGCCAUGGGAUAAUUUAUUAAAUCAACCUGGUUACGAUUUGCUGGUCAAUAGUUUCCUACAUACUGAUCCUCAAUCAUAGUAUACAAUUUUCCUUAUUCUUCCGAUGUCCAUCAUUCUCAACAUACUCACGACUUUUUUUGUUAUCUAUCAUCUUUAUUGUCACACUUUUUUGUAUAGCUUUACUUCACCUAAUUUUUUUUCCCAUGUUUCACAAUAAACUUUUUUUUACAAAAAAAAA
Molecule: messenger RNA, 1947 nt
Organism: Halteromyces radiatus
Lineage: Eukaryota; Fungi; Mucoromycota; Mucoromycetes; Mucorales; Cunninghamellaceae
Exons: 4
Coding region: 70-1788 (572 amino acids)
Cellular component (GO): RNA polymerase II transcription regulator complex
Molecular function (GO): DNA-binding transcription activator activity, RNA polymerase II-specific; transcription cis-regulatory region binding
Source: RefSeq, a predicted model, not a curated record